This is a messenger RNA of Pneumocystis jirovecii RU7, 630 nucleotides long. RefSeq names its product Ran GTPase-binding protein YRB1. NCBI's taxonomy places the organism in Eukaryota, Fungi, Ascomycota, Pneumocystomycetes, Pneumocystales, Pneumocystaceae. Bases 1 to 630 code for a protein of 209 amino acids. Gene Ontology annotation, biological process: nucleocytoplasmic transport. Gene Ontology annotation, cellular component: cytoplasm; nuclear pore. The transcript is spliced from 5 exons. Gene Ontology annotation, molecular function: GTPase activator activity. The record is from RefSeq and is a predicted model, not a curated record.
AUGGGACAAGAAGAGCCUCAAAAAUUUCCAUCAUUGAAGAGUGAACCUCUCAAAACAAAGGAGUUUUCUUUUUGCGCGCCAAAAUCUUUAAAUACAGCUACAAAUGAACAUUUAACGGAUAAAUGUAAAAGUGAAAAAGAUGACGAAAGAAAAGAAGAAUCAGAAGGGGCAAAAUCUGCAAAUGAAGAGGAGGAAGUGUCAGAUGUGCAUUUUGAACCAGUGGUUAAUUUGACUAAAAUUGAGCCAAAAACAAAUGAAGAAGAAGAGGAAGUUUUGUUUAAAAUGCGAGCUAAGCUUUUUCGAUUUAAUAAAGAUAAAGAAUGGAAAGAGCGUGGUACAGGUGAUGUUCGAUUUCUUAAACAUAUGGUUACAGGGAAAAUACGGUUAUUGAUGCGGAGAGAUAAGACUUAUAAAGUCUGUGCAAACCAUUACAUUCUUCCAGAGAUGAUUCUAAAGUCAAAUGUUGGGAGCGAUCGGAGCUGGGUUUGGACUGUUAUGGCUGAUAUGAGUGAUGGAGAGCCGUCAGCAGAAACUCUUGCAAUUCGGUUUGCAACGCCCGAAAAUGCAAAUCUUUUUAAGGAGAAAUUCAUAGAAUAUCAGGAAGAGAACAAGAAGAUAUUUAAAAGAUAG